Molecule: messenger RNA, 4131 nt
Organism: Sebastes umbrosus (honeycomb rockfish)
Lineage: Eukaryota; Metazoa; Chordata; Actinopteri; Perciformes; Sebastidae
Product: glutamate decarboxylase 1-like
Exons: 19
Coding region: 1710-3494 (594 amino acids)
Biological process (GO): GABA biosynthetic process
Cellular component (GO): cytoplasm; presynaptic active zone
Molecular function (GO): pyridoxal phosphate binding; glutamate decarboxylase activity
Source: RefSeq, a predicted model, not a curated record
UUUUCUCUCACCAUUGUCAUGUGAGCUUGUCAUGUGACAUCUACAGGAAGUAGGUGUUCAGAAUCAAACUGCUUUUCAGCCACAACAAUCCAUCUGCUCCUGCUGGCAUCCUCAGUCCUCUGGGCGCAUCCUCUAGUGCUAAGCUGCAAUGUAGGGAUAGUGAGAAAAAGGGAACGAGGGAUCUCUUUAAGGCCGGUAUGGACAGGAGGAACAGUUGCAGCAGCUGAUAACGGUUUCAAAGCACAUAUGGGCAUGGAGGAACCAGGGUCCUAUAGGGAGGAACCAGGGGCCCAAAGCUGAAUUUUGCGCCUGAAAACCAUCCGAGAAGUCAGCACUUGGACAGCAGCCUUUAAAAACCUGAGCAGGCUGAGGAGCUGUCCAGUGCUGAAAAACACUUUACUCUCUCCUUAUAUGUAAUGUACAGUUUUAUGUGUGUUUUAUAUCAACAGUGUCACAACAUGAGCUUUUAAUCAGACUCAUGAUACAAUAGAUAAGAGGGAGACUUAUGGAUGAUUGCUUGUGAUUGUCUUGUCUCCUGUGUGUCCACUCCUGUCCCUACAUUUCAUGUAUGAUGGUGACGUGUUCCAGAUUAAUGGUGUCGCUUUAUAAUUAGCUUCAUCAUGAGGUAUUUCUGGAGUGGCCCAUUUGUGUCUCAUUUCAUUCUGCCACCUCCUGCAGGAGUCAUUCUUGGUUUCUCACUGCCACCUUGUGGAUUUUGGUGUUUUUUUUUGGUGUGCUUUCAGUCAGUGUGUCAUGAUGUCUUAUAGGUUACAUCUUCACCAUUCAAAAAGCAUCUGCACAGAAAAGUGGGGAAAUAAAGAUGUGCAUAUUCUAGAUGGAGUGACAUAUAGUGUUCAGAUCAUCUGCACAUUUAUUGAUCUCAGUGCAUAAUGUGGAGAUGAUUCACAGGAUAUUAGAGGUGGGAGGGGGGAUAAAUAAACAAAUUAAAAGGGGUGUUUAGACUCCUGGUUGUGUCUUUAUGGAUGUCCUCUUUGUUUUUUUCCACAAAGAACAAAAGCAGCCUCCCUCCUCCUCCCCUCCUCCAUCCUGAUCCCUCCUCACGUAAUGUGUUGCUCAUAUCAUCAAACUUCAAAUCCGUGACCAGGAUUCAAAAACCAGAGCUAUAUAGAUCCGAAGACAAUCAACACUUCCCCCCCCCAACACCCCAAAAAAAAAAAAAAAAAAAGUCCCACUUCAGUGUCGCCAUCCAGGGUCCAACCUGCAGACUCGCCUGCAGACGCGUCCUCUCCACAUGCAGACAUGCAGCAGCAGCACCGGUGUGGAGGUCUAGUGUAGAGGAGCUCACAGUGACUCACUCGUGUGCGCAAUGACAAUAAACAGACAAGGCUUCUUGCUCUAAAUGUCAAAUCAAACCUACAACAACAACAAAAGCAAGGUCACCUUGUGCGCAGAGGACUGAAGCUCGGGGCUGUUUUUCUUCUUCUUCUUCUUCUUCUUCUUCUUCUUCUCGGAGUGUUUCAGCAGUCUCUUGCUCCUUCAGGACUGAGAGGAAAUUCACUUUUUUGGGGGGAGUGGACUGCACCUGUUCACCUGGACCCAUCAUCAUCAACGUGAGGUUAUAGGGCUACUUUUCAUCUUGGAUGUCAAGGCUAUAAAGACAGAUUUUUGGGGGGCAUUGAAAAAAAAAAAAAAAAAAAAAAAGUGAGCAGGCUUUUUGAGGUGAGGACUUUGGCACAGGGUCUGGAGUGAUGGCGGCGUCUGCACCCUCCUCCUCCUCCUCUGGCGGAGAACCGGAUCCCAACUCGACUAAUUUACGACCACCGGGCUCAAGCUAUGAUGCUUGGUGUGGAGUUGCUCAUGGAUGUACUAGAAAAUUGGGAAUGAAGAUAUGUGGGUUUUUGCAGAAGAACAACAGUCUGGAGGAGAGGAGCAGGAUGGUGAGUUCCUUCAAGGAGCGAGCAGCCAAGAACCUGCUGUCCUGCGACAACACAGCAGGAGGAGAGGCGCACUUCAGACGCACCGAGACAGACUUCUCCAACCUGUUCGCCAGAGAUCUGCUGCCCGCCAAAAAUGGAGAGGAGCCGACCAUGCAGUUCCUGCUGGAGGUUGUGGAAAUCCUCACCAACUACGUCCGGAAGACCUUUGACAGAUCCACCAAGGUGCUGGACUUCCACCACCCCCACCAGCUGCUGGAGGGCAUGGAGGGCUUCAACCUGGAGCUCUCCGACCAGCCCGAGUCCCUGGAGCAGAUCCUGGUGGACUGCAGGGACACCUUGAAGUACGGAGUGAGAACAGGUCACCCCCGGUUCUUUAACCAGCUGUCCACUGGAUUAGACAUCGUUGGGUUGGCAGGAGAGUGGCUCACCUCUACAGCCAACACUAACAUGUUUACCUACGAGAUCGCCCCUGUCUUUGUGCUCAUGGAGCAGCUGACACUGAAGAAGAUGAGAGAGAUGGUCGGCUGGCCUGAAGGAGAGGGUGAUGGGAUAUUUUCUCCAGGAGGAGCGAUCUCCAACAUGUACAGUGUGAUGAUCGCCAGAUACAAGUUCUUCCCUGAAGUCAAGACCAAAGGCAUGGCAGCUGCACCCAGACUGGUCCUCUUCACCUCAGAGCAUAGCCACUAUUCCAUCAAGAAAGCCAGUGCAGCUCUGGGCUUCGGCACGGAGAACCUGAUCCUUUUGAGCACAGAUAAGAGAGGGAGAGUCAUUCCUGCUGAUUUGGAAGCCAAAGUAAUAGAUGCCAAGCAAAAGGGUUAUGUUCCGAUGUUUGUGAACGCCACCGCCGGUACCACCGUCUACGGAGCCUUUGAUCCCAUCCAUGAAAUUGCAGACAUCUGUGUAAAGUACAACAUGUGGCUUCAUGUGGACGGUGCAUGGGGAGGAGGUCUGCUGAUGUCCAGGAAACACAGACACAAGCUGAAUGGAGUAGAGAGAGCCAACUCAGUCACCUGGAACCCUCAUAAGAUGAUGGGAGUGCCACUGCAGUGCUCUGCCGUUCUGGUCAGAGAGAGGGGAUUAUUACAAGGCUGCAACUCCAUGAGUGCUGGUUAUCUCUUCCAGCCAGAUAAACAGUAUGAUAUUACAUACGACACGGGUGACAAAGCCAUUCAGUGUGGACGGCAUGUCGACAUCUUCAAGUUCUGGCUCAUGUGGAAGGCGAAGGGAACAGUGGGAUUUGAACAGCAUAUUGACAGGAGCCUGGAUCUGUCAGCGUACCUCUACAAUAAAAUAAAGAACAGAGAGGGCUUCGAGAUGGUGUUCGACGGAGAACCGCAGCACACUAAUGUGUGUUUCUGGUAUAUCCCACCGAACCUGCGCGGCUUACCUGAUGGAGACGAGAGGCGGGAGAGGUUGCACAAGGUGGCUCCAAAGAUCAAGGCGAUGAUGAUGGAGUCUGGGACUACGAUGGUUGGUUACCAGCCACAAGGAAACAAGGUCAACUUCUUCCGCAUGGUCAUCUCGAACCACGCUGCUACCAGGUCAGACAUCGACUUCCUGAUCGAGGAGAUUGAGCGACUGGGGCAAGACUUGUAAGAGCCUCACCUAAACCCCUUUUUCCCCCCCAAGCAUUUCCGACUCUGGAGAGCCUUGAGCUUGGCUUCGUGUCCCUUUUGUCUCAUAAAGACGUUGACAUUUUUUGCUUACAGAUCUUCUCUGGCAAUGCACAAGAAAUAAUACGCCCUGUGUGUCUCUUCUCUGUCUCUUCUGUCUUUAGCAGCGACGACAUGUAUUCAAAACAUUUGCACACAAGGUUAUCUGAGUAAAAAAGGACAAACAGAGAGAAUCACAAAAGCACACUGGUAUUCUUGCUAUGUUAAAGUGGCAGUAGGCAGUAUAUAUUUUAGGCAUCAUUGGGCAAAAAUUCCAUAAUAACCUUUCAGCAUAUUGUAAUUCAAAUGUUCUGACAGAUAACUAGAUUUCUGCACCUCAUCAUGGCUCUGUUUUCAGGCUUUAAAAAAUCUUCUUUGACCAAUCACAGGUCAUAUCAGAGAGAGAGCGUUCCUAUUGGCUGUGCUUGGCAGAUUUCAAAAUCGCUGCUGCGUCAAAACUUUCUCAUUUUACAGCUAAACAGUACACUACAAGAUGAUUUUGAAAACAUUUGAGGCGAGAAAUAGGCAUUAACGUAACAUAAUAUUGAUUAAUAUUUGAUCAGCGCUGCCUAGUUUGACCG